UUGGCUGUYGAUCUUCGAUCACUGUUCACUUUAAGUCAACCGCUGUUACCGUAAGGCAUUUUCAGGCUUCUUCGCGACACUUCUUCCAUCUCCUUCGAUGCUUUCCGAAACGUUAUAUGCAAAUCGUCGUUUUUAGUCUUUUAUUACAACCGUCCAAUCGGCACUUAAACUUCAACAUCGUUAAAGAAGAGGACCCGACCACUGCUUUAUUAUUUAUAUUGCGCCGCGAUCAACAUAAUAUUAUCCUUUUAAAAAUAUUACAUUUUAAUUUCUCAAUAUCUGUUUGAUCAUCGUCGUAUUUUUCCAUUGGCAUUUUUCUGGAGCACAAGGAUUUAAAUUUAAAAACUGUAAAAUUUCUGAAUGAAAAUGGAAAUGUAUUGUGCACCUCAAAACAAUGUUUUAUACUGCGAUUACUACACGCAUACACCUGUACCUCGAUAUCCAUCACCAUAUUCUCAAUCGUCAUAUAUGUCCAGCACAUCUAGUUAUUCGCAAUCAUCAUUUUCACCAGUGUCAUCGCCCUACACUCCACCAUCACAGACUUCUGAUUCAUUUGUAAAUGGAAGUGAUAAUGUAUUCAAAUUUCCUUCAAUAAUUAGAGACCAAUAUAUUCCUACACGUGAAGAUUUGAUAAGCGCUGCUAUUGCUAGAGCAAAAAAUUUGAUAGAAAUAGAAGAAAUUGGUCAGCGUUUAAUUUCAGUUGAUAAAAGACAUGUUAUUCAAAAUAAUGGUCAAAAAACAUUAUUGCCAAUAGUGAAACAAGAACCAAAACGUGGUAGCGAGCUGUAUGUUGCAUUACCAAAAGCUUGUUUGGAAGGUUUUCUCUUUGCUAUUUUUUCACAGUUUGGAACUAUUCAUCAAAUUCGAUUAAUGAUGCAUUUCUCUGGUUCAAACCGAGGAUAUGGUUACGUAAUGAUGAGUAGCCCUAUGGAAGCUGAGAUGGCCCUAAUUAAACUGAAUGAACUGACACUUCCUGGUAUCAGAGGUCACUUAUUGGUGAGCAUGUCGACUGAUAAUAGGACAUUAUUUGCCAGGAACAUACCUAUGGAUUURUCGGAAGAACAAUUGCAAAUAGAAUUUGAAAAACGUGUAGAAGGGGUUAAGAAAGUGAGAGUUUUUAAUAACACAGAUGAUCCUAGCAAAAAUAGAGAGUUCUGUUUUGUAAUAUUCAAAGAUCAUAGAAGUGCGGCUUUAGCUCGCCGCUCAAUGGCAGAAAGUCCAUUUUUUAUAAAUGGAAUUUCAAUUAAGAUUCAAUGGGCAGAAUCUGAACCAGUAUUUCGACAUUCUGUUUUGAUUAGAAUGAAACAACUACAUAUUAGGAACAUGAAUGCCCAUACAACUGAAGAAGAUAUAUGGAAAAUUUUGUGUCAACAUGUUACACCAGAUAAUAUUGUAUUCAUCAAGAAAAAUAAUACAUGUGCCAGAAUAAAAUUCAUUUGUCACGAAUAUGCAGAUAUUGUACGGAAAAAUCUUGAUGGUAAAAGAGUUCAUGGUAUUAACUGGAUUGUGAUGUGGGACAAAAUAGAAGGAACAAAAUAUGAAUGUGAAGGAUAUUUUAAGAAUUUGAGUAUAUAAUCUUAAUAUUAAUUAUUUAUACUUUUAUAUAUAUAUCUUAUUAAUUAAUUUGUCAAUCCAAGAUUAUUUAAUCAAUACUGCAUCAAUAAUAAAAAUUUAAAUACUCAUGUAGUUAAUUUCUGGUUCCCUAAAUUUUAAAUUUAAUAACUG
Messenger RNA from Diuraphis noxia (Russian wheat aphid), 1725 nucleotides. Its product is annotated as putative RNA-binding protein 46. Gene Ontology annotation, molecular function: RNA binding. The record is from RefSeq and is a predicted model, not a curated record. NCBI's taxonomy places the organism in Eukaryota, Metazoa, Arthropoda, Insecta, Hemiptera, Aphididae.